Daphnia carinata is the source of this 1427-nucleotide messenger RNA. Its product is annotated as alpha-tocopherol transfer protein-like. The coding region runs from base 322 to 1098 and encodes 258 amino acids. Gene Ontology annotation, cellular component: membrane. The transcript has 6 exons. Gene Ontology annotation, molecular function: phosphatidylinositol bisphosphate binding. Lineage: Eukaryota; Metazoa; Arthropoda; Branchiopoda; Diplostraca; Daphniidae. The record is from RefSeq and is a predicted model, not a curated record.
CUUCAUCGAUGUAUAGGCCUUGUUAUCCACUACGAUCCCCCAGUAUUUUCUACGGUUUCAAGUGAAGUAAAAACAUAUUUGACCUAGUUUUUCCCACAGAGAAACACUUUCGUCCUUGACCUGCCUGACCAUUUUCUAAAUGACAAUGGUCUAUAAGUAGGCCUAUACCGAGUCGGAAAUUCAGAUAGCACAGGCUAGUUGUGCUUGUGACUGUGAACAAGUCGCUUUGUGGACCGUUAGAGCACAUUAACCAUUUUCAACUGAAAAUUUAGUCGCUCUGUGUUGAGAACCACAGUUUGGCAACUGGUCAGCAACGGAAAAAUGAACAGUAAUAUGAGGUCUCAAAUCCAGCGUAGUAAAGAACUUUUACCAACAUUGCGGGGACUCAUCAAAGAAUCCGACAUCGAUCUUGCCUUGAGUGAUGAAGUGCUAAUGUGUUUCAUCCAUGCACGCAAAUACGACGUACAUCGAGCAAUGAAAUUGUUGAAUCAUUACCUGAGAAUGACAAAAAAUUACCCAGACCUUAAAAACUUGCACCCAUUACGCGUAAAACACGUGCUAGACAAGGGCCAUGUUCUUAGCUCACCACGCCGCGAGCAAAAUGGACGUCGAGUGUUGAUAUUAAACCUACGCAAUUGGGAUCUCACAACUUGCAGUUUGGAAGACAUGAUACGAUGUGGAGUAUUCUGCUUGCAGAGGCUGGUUUGUGAAGUGGAAACGCAGACUAACGGCAUAGUGGCCAUCAUUGAUGUCAAAGAUUUUACACUUCAUCAUGUGGGGCAAUUUACGCCAAAUUUGAUAAAGAAAAUUACGGACAUCGUACAGGAUGUAUUUCCUAUUCGAUUGCAAGGAAUACAUAUCGUCCAUGAACCUCGGAUUAUAAAAAUCCUAGUGGCUAUAUUUUGGCCUUUCCUGUCAAACAAAAUUCGCAGCCGGUUAUUCUUUCACGGCCGAUGCUUUGCAGCUCUGCACCAACACGUGGAUCCUGCUUGUCUACCCAGUGACUAUGAUGGUUCGAUGAAACCUAUGGAUACUAUGCAUUUUCUCAACGUGUUUGCCGAAAAGAAUUACUCUCAGUUAUUUGACUGCUUUGACUGAAAUGUGAAUUUUGUUGACCUAUUUUCCACGACAGACCAAGGUGUUUUAGGACGAUGAGACUGCUUUUAUCUUUCAUGUUUGCCGACAAUAGUUUUUCUGUCCCUAAAUAGAUAUUGUACCAAGUUGCAGUAUUUGAAAUUGGAAAAGUUAUGACAUCGUACUUUUGGCUUUUAUGAGGAACAGUUGGGACUCGGCCCCGGUUGGUUGAUGAUACGGGGGGUAACCUGUGGAUAAAAGCCAAAUACUGCUUAACGUAAAAACCAGUAAGAUACUAGCGCGCCAGUACACUACAGCGCUAGCGCUAUGAAGCACAAAUAUUCGGUGUAUUU